GUUCUGACUUACUUCGGGAUGACAUUGGCCGCUUUCGCCUUCUGGCAGUCCAUGGACAAAGUUCAUGUCUGGAUCGCUCUUCAUCAAGACGAGAAGCAAGAAAGAAUGGAGAAGGAAGCGGAGGUAAAGCGGGUUAGAGCAGAGCUGCUGCGGAAGGCUAGAGAGGAGGAUCCUCUUGCUUGA
Molecule: messenger RNA, 183 nt
Organism: Thlaspi arvense
Lineage: Eukaryota; Viridiplantae; Streptophyta; Magnoliopsida; Brassicales; Brassicaceae
Source: the annotation of a GenBank genome assembly